AUGUCAGACGACAUCCAGUGCAACUGCAUCGCAACCCUCGACACCCCCUCCACUAUCGGCGAGACCCACGUCCUUUCCAGACCAGUCGAGGACUGGGAAACUGUGGGCGCGCCGGUAAACGAGGGCGCAGCACCGCUCUACCACGACGGAAAUAUCUGGGUAGCGUACUCGGCGUCGUACUGCUGGACAUCGAAUUACUCACUUGCGCUCCUUGCGUAUGACGGCUCUGGUGAUCCGUUGGACAGUGCUUCUUGGACGAAAUCGGAUGGUCCUGUGUUUGUUUCUGCAGAUGGGAACUAUGGGACUGGGCAUAAUGGAUUUUUCACGAGCCCUGAUGGAUCGGAGGUAUGGAAUGUCUACCACGCCACUGCCAUUUCGGAAGGAGCUUGCAAUGGGAGUCGGUACACGGCCGUCCAGGAGGUGAACUGGAACGAUGAUGGGUCCCCGAACUUGGGCGUUGCCGUUGCUCUAGGUACAGAGUUGGAUGGUCCAUCCUGGGAGUAA
Aspergillus puulaauensis is the source of this 504-nucleotide messenger RNA. RefSeq lists its product as uncharacterized. Lineage: Eukaryota; Fungi; Ascomycota; Eurotiomycetes; Eurotiales; Aspergillaceae. Gene Ontology annotation, biological process: carbohydrate metabolic process. The coding region runs from base 1 to 504 and encodes 167 amino acids. The transcript has 2 exons. The record is from RefSeq and is a predicted model, not a curated record. Gene Ontology annotation, molecular function: hydrolase activity, hydrolyzing O-glycosyl compounds.